AUGGAAGCUGCCCAGUCCACAUGCCUGUUGCUCUUGUUUCUCCUCACAUGUGGACCACUGCCAGAAGUUGCUGCAGAUGUUCAGGAAGCCUCAGAUGGCUCCAGUGCUGCCCAAGAACCUGUUUGGCUCACAGAUGUUCCAGCUGCUGUAGAAUUUAUUGCUGCUGUGGAAGUGGCUGUCAUAGGCUUCUUCCAGGAUUUGGAAAUAUCAGCAGUGUCUGUAUUUCACAGUAUGGUGCAGACAUUCCAAGAUGUGUCCUUUGGAAUUAGCAACAAUUCUGAGGUUCUGGCCCACUACAACAUUACAGGAAACACUAUUUCCCUCUUUCGUGUGGUGGAUAAUGAACAGUUGGAUUUAAACAACGAAGCCAUUGAAAGCAUUGAUGAGACCAAAUUAAGACGUUUUAUUGAAAUCAACAACCUCCAUUUGGUGACAGAGUACAACCCUGUGACUGUGAUUGGCCUAUUCAACAGUUUGGUUCCAAUUCAUCUUCUCCUGAUAAUCAGCAAGGCCUCCCAAGGAUAUGAAGAAAACAUGCACAGAUACCAGAAGGCAGCUAAACUCUUCCAAGGGAAGAGAGAAACACAUGGAUCAGAAGAAAAGUCACAAAAGGUGGAACUCUGA
Chrysochloris asiatica (Cape golden mole) is the source of this 624-nucleotide messenger RNA. RefSeq names its product endoplasmic reticulum protein 27 (gene ERP27). Gene Ontology annotation, biological process: response to endoplasmic reticulum stress; protein folding. Gene Ontology annotation, cellular component: endoplasmic reticulum. The transcript is spliced from 6 exons. The coding region runs from base 1 to 624 and encodes 207 amino acids. Lineage: Eukaryota; Metazoa; Chordata; Mammalia; Afrosoricida; Chrysochloridae. The record is from RefSeq and is a predicted model, not a curated record.